AUGAUCCCAGUUGCAGUGGAGACCAAAAAGGAUCCGAAAAGACAUAUGGAGGAUCAACGGCAUUUUGCAUCAGAUCUCUGUGAGAAGAAGAAGAUCUCCGAGCCGCUGCUGACCUUCUUUGCCGCCCUCGAGGCGCCGGUGCUUGGCGCGGCCAAGGUCGACGUGUCAACCGGGCCUUUAAUCACGGAAGCUGCUGGAGGUGAAGAAAGUGUCGCAAAGAAUGAAGAAGCCGUGGAUGAUUUGGAUACAGGUCUGGUGGAUCUCAUGGAGAAGUUCCUCCGUUGGUCCCAAACCUCCGACAGCGCCGCGCAGCGAAGCGACGCACUGGCAGCCUUCGCGGCUAGGGCCUGGACGUCGGUGGCGGGAAGCUCCAGUGGCACUACGAAGAUGUCGCAGCGCCACGUGGCGGUGGUGCAGCAGUGGAUGGUAUCGGAACAAGUAGGCAUGACGCGUUUAGCCUUGGAAAAUUUGGGCAUCACGGGCGGCCCAGUGUUGGCUUCGCCGGGCAAAACGCUACCGGUGACACCUGGGGUGUGGCGCUUGAUCGCAGUCCUGUGUGGACAUGGUCAGUGGCCGCAAAAUCAUUGGCCAGCUUUAUUGCAGUCUCUGAUUAGGGGCAAUGCCUGGCUUUCGGAACAUCUUGGUACCGUGUCCGUGGCCUUCAUCGACGAUGCCUUUGAGGCCCUCAGCGAUUUGUUGCACUGGGCCCCUGUGGAGAACUCCGUUGAGAGCUUGGCGUUGCUCGGGCUGCGGCCGGAGUUUGGCGUUGCGGCCGAAAGGACCCUUUUGGCGGCCUCAGACAAACGCCUGAGUGGCCUGGCGAUGGUCGCCAGCGACGCUCUGAGCCAAUUCGAGCAGCUCCUGCAGAGCGACGCGCCACCGGAGGUUGAUGCAGGCGCCAACGGCAUCGCGCCAUCGGUGGGUGAUGUGUCCUACACCGCAACUUGGCGGCACUGA
Molecule: messenger RNA, 957 nt
Organism: Cladocopium goreaui
Lineage: Eukaryota; Dinophyceae; Suessiales; Symbiodiniaceae
Source: the annotation of a GenBank genome assembly